Homarus americanus (American lobster) is the source of this 1617-nucleotide messenger RNA. RefSeq lists its product as uncharacterized. The coding region runs from base 255 to 683 and encodes 142 amino acids. The transcript is spliced from 3 exons. Lineage: Eukaryota; Metazoa; Arthropoda; Malacostraca; Decapoda; Nephropidae. The record is from RefSeq and is a predicted model, not a curated record.
GCCAUGGACCCGCCCUGCACCCUGACUCAGUCUACCCCGAUCCUCGCAGACGAGCACAACGAUCGUACUGUCUCUCUCUUGUGAUAGUUGGUGUGCGACACUACGAGCACGACCCCUUGUAUACUCUCUUCUAGAUCAUCAGUCAACAGCCAGAACACAGCUGUCAUUGACAACUGGCUGACAGUGACAGCAGGGAACAUCCACCACCACAGCAAACAGCAGGAAGGAGAGAACAAUCAGGGCACUACAGCAGAAUGGGCUGGUCAUCGUUGGCCACUGGAAGAACCAUGAUCAUCUGCCUAUCAGUAUUGGCGACGGCAGCUGCGACGCAGAUAGACACUGAUGGAGCGCAACUCUCCGGAGCUGUGUAUCCCAGUGACUCUCUCAAAGGACCAGACCUUCUACAGGAAAGUCCUCGCAAUACUGUGUACACCGCAGACCCAAUGACAGGCUUCAUGACCCUCUCCGCCAUCGUCCUGAUUGCCCUGGUGGCCUGGCUCGUCUUCAACCUCAAUGAGAACCCUCUCACAGGGCUCAUCCAGUCGAGGGCGCUAAAGGAGACUCUAACAGGGAUGUCCCUGGACACCACCGUUGCUGUGUUGGAGUGUCUGAGAAGAGAGGAGGCGAAGCUGUCUUGCCUCGUCUGCGUUGCGUCGACCAUAGAUUCAGACACCUGUUGGUAGAGGAGGCACCUGUGUACUCAUGUGUGUUCUCACCUCAACACCUGUUUAUUACACGCAUCAUCGCUUAAGAAUGUUAUUUGGAUCUAUACUUACAACAUUACCUGUUUUCCUUCGCCCCUUACUUGUUUGUUUCCAUUUCUAUCCGGUGACAGAGUGAGCGUAGUUAUGGGCGGUCAUCAGCAAGGGUGACUAGUCAGGUCUCUCCGUGCUCAUAUCAUUUUUUUAUUAAUAUCACUGCUCUUGUUUAACAUCUAAUACAUAAAAUUUGAUAUUCGAGUUUUCAAAUUUAUGGAUCAUUUUCUUCAAUUAACAUGUUUAUUCUCAUAUUAACAUGUAUUUUAUCUUGUUAACAUGUAUAUUAUCAAGUCAACAUGUAUAUUAUCAUGUUAAUAUAUAUAUUUCCCCCUGCUCAACAGUCUUACACGGUCCAUAAUGUUCUCAUACACAAAGGCUCACUAUUGACCACUUAUAGUCUCUGGUCUGACUUGUAAUGUCUUAUAUCUAACAUAUGUAUCAUCGUGUGUUUCUGUAGGACACAUGAGUCUUAAUGUAUCAUCUCUUGUUAAAUUUUCUUCAUCGUGUUAACACUGUAGUUCUCUCUACCUCUUAUAUACAGAAAGAUGAUGGCGUUAAAUAUUUGUUAUUCUGUACAGUAGUUAUUUAUAAUUUAACUUUAUUUUUGCAUAUUCUUAUAUUUAUAUUGUUUUUGUUUCAAGAAAUUUUAUAUAUUUUAUCUAUAUGAUUAUUAUUAAUUAGAAUCAAGAUGGUAUUUAUAAUUGAUGUAUUCAUUGGGCAUUUACUAGUAAUAAAUACAAAAAUAAAUGUGUAUAUAUUUGUCUAACAAUUAAUGUGUACAGGUAUUAAUUUGUUCACCUAUUUAUAGUACAAAAAUAUCUUAUGUUUGUUAGGGGUGAUGUAUAUAUUUUUUAACCCA